Molecule: messenger RNA, 17389 nt
Organism: Ruditapes philippinarum (Manila clam)
Lineage: Eukaryota; Metazoa; Mollusca; Bivalvia; Venerida; Veneridae
Product: ryanodine receptor-like
Exons: 116
Coding region: 247-16083 (5278 amino acids)
Biological process (GO): calcium ion transmembrane transport; intracellular calcium ion homeostasis
Cellular component (GO): sarcoplasmic reticulum membrane; sarcolemma; smooth endoplasmic reticulum
Molecular function (GO): calcium ion binding; ryanodine-sensitive calcium-release channel activity; protein binding
Source: RefSeq, a predicted model, not a curated record
CGCGUGAUUCUGACAGUCAGCUUACUGUUGUGGAAUUUCUGAGAAUUAUCGGUGUAUAGAACUCACCUGCGCCUCAAAAAUGUUUCGAUUUUAAGUGCAAUGUUAGUUCAAUAAAUGCAAAAGGACUGCUUGCAGUUUGCGGAUGAAUGGAGAGUUUCAUUAUAAUUGUACCGGCUGGAAAUCUGAGUUAAUUGAUACGUAAUUGGAUUGGAAUCAAAACACAGGUAACACAAAUCAACAUCCAAGAUGGCGGAGCUCGGAGACGGUGGAAGUUCUGAGCAGGAUGAUAUCUUAUUUCUCAGAACAAAUGACAUGGUAUGUCUGAGCUGUGUGAUAUCACCAUCACGAGACAGCCCCAGCGACCGAGUAUGUCUUGCCGCAGAAGGAUUUGGAAAUCGCAUGUGCUUCCUAGAAAACACUUCCAUGAAGGAUGUUCCACCGGACAUAUCAGUUUGCGUGUUUGUAUUGGAGCAAGCACUUUCGGUGAGGGCUUUGCAGGAAAUGGUGACAUCAUCGUCCCAGGAUUCCACAGCAGCACAGUCGGGUCACAGAACACUCCUGUAUGGACAUGCAGUUCUUCUUCGUCAUCUCCAUAGUAACAUGUAUUUAUCAUGUUUAUCCACAAGUUCAUCCAACGAUAAAUUGGCAUUUGAUGUGGGACUCAACGAGGCAGCUGAAGGUGAAGCAUGUUGGUGGACCAUACACCCUGCCAGCAAGCAGAGGUCAGAGGGUGAGAAGGUCAGGGUCGGUGAUGAUUUAAUCUUAGUCAGUGUCUCCUCAGAAAGAUACUUGCACAUUGGCAGUGGAUCAGAAUGUAUUGCCUCUUUUCAACAGACACUCUGGACAGUUGUUCCAAUGAGCUCCGGUGCUAUCAGAGUCAAAUCAAUGGGUUAUGUGUUUGGUGGAGAUGUAUUAAGAUUGUUCCAUGGUCACAUGGAUGAAUGUCUUACCAUACCUGAAGCUGGCAGUGACAAUGAAUUCAACUGCGUUAUGUAUGAGACAGGAGCAGUUUGUAAUCAUGCUAGGUCACUAUGGAGACUGGAAUUCAACAAAACCAAAUGGACAGGGGGAUUUAUGGGAUGGGGUCAACAAGUACGUAUUCGUCAUGUGACCUCAGGUCGCUACCUUGGUGUAACCCAUGAAAACGCUGUAGUUACUGUACAUAGAAACAAGGCAGAUGAAGAUACUUGCUCUUUCUACCUCAGAAUGACAAAGGAUGACAAGAAGCAAUCAGAAGGUCACGAAGAUGAGGGUAUGGGGAAGUCAGAUCUCAAGUACGGAGAUUCUGUAGCAUUUGUUCAACACUGUGCAACUGGUCUCUGGCUCUCAUAUCAAACAUUUGAAACAAAGAAACGUGGUGUGGGACGUGUGGAGGAGAAAAAGGCUGUGAUGUUGGUUGAAGGUCAUAUGGACGAUGGUAUUACAUUAUCACGUGCACAGGAGGAAGAGUCACGUUCUGCACGUGUUAUCAGGAAGUGCCAGUCUCUAUUUAACAGAUUUAACAAAGCCUUAGAUUUAUUACGAAGUGAAGGUCGUAACAGUAUAGCAUGGUCAAGGAUAAAGUUACAAGAAGUUGUGAAGUGCCUUACAGAUCUCAUAGACUACUUUCAACAACCAGGAAAGGAUGAAGAGCAUGAGGAGAAACAGAAUAAGUUGCGAGCAUUACGCAAUCGUCAAGACUUGUUCCAAGAAGAAGGUAUGAUAGCCCUCAUUCUGGAGACAAUUGACAAGUUUGGACAAUACAAGAGCAAGAGGCAGUUUGCUCACUACGCUGGCGAAGACUCUGCCAACAAAUACGAUGAUAUUUCCAGCUACCUGUAUCUCCUCCUUGCUGCCAUGAUUCGUGGUAACCGUGCCAACUGUGCCCAGUUUGCCCAGUCGUACAGACUGGACUGGCUUGUACAUAGACUGGAGAGUCAAAUGUCUUCCAAAGGUGUUCUUGACGUCCUUCACUGUGUUCUUAUUGACUCACCUGAAGCCCUCAAUAUGAUCAAAGAAAAACAUAUUAUCACCAUUAUCUCCCUCAUUGACAAACAUGGACGUGAUCCAAAGGUGCUCAAUGUAUUGAAGUCCCUGUGUGUGGGAAACGAUGUAGCUGUACGUACCAACCAAAACCUGAUCUGUGAUAACCUACUUCCUGGCUGUGACUUACUGCUUCAAACCAAACUUGUAGACCAUGUCUUUAAUAUGAAACCAAACAUUUAUGUAGGCCAAUGUGAAGGGUCUAGCAUGUACAGGAAAUGGUAUUUUGAGGUGGUAAUAGACCAAUACGAGGCUGCCUCUCAUCUCCCACCCUUGUUGAGGAUAGGUUGGGCUAAUAGUAAUGGGUUUGUGCCUUACCCUGGUGGUGGUGAGGGAACAGGAUGUAAUGGGGCUGGAGAUGAUCUCUUCUCAUUCGCCUUUGAUGGUGUUAGUCUAUGGACAGGUGCCAAACCAAAACAGGUUCGAGAUUCUAGCAUCAUCUUCAGAAAGGGGGAUUAUAUAGGUUGUGCUCUAGAUCUUGCUGUGCCACAGAUUACUUUCAGCGUUAACGGAUCAACUGUUAAAGGCUUAUUCAAAGAUUUCAAUAUGGAUGGUCUCUUCUUCCCAGUUAUCAGCAUGACAGCUUGUGUCAGUUGUCGCUUUGUGCUUGGAGGUAAGCACGGCAGAUUGAAGUUCGGGCCACCACCAGGUCACUCUCCAGCAAUAGAAUCCCUGCUACCGAAGGAGAAGCUAAAAAUAGAACCAUGUUUCUAUUUUGGAGAUGUACAGAAGAACAUUGUCAGUGGUCCAACAGAGAUACUGGAUUAUGCACCUUUUGUUCCAGUACCAGUUGAAACUGCUAAUGUGCAACUGCCUAUUUACAUUGAAAGUGUGCGUGACAAGUUGGCUGAAAACUUGCACGAGGUAUGGACAAUGAACAAGAUAGAUCAAGGCUGGUCAUGGGGAGAUACCCGAGACGACAGACACAAGAAAAACCCAAGUCUUACAACGUUUGAAAAGAUCCCACACUCCGAGAAGAAAUAUGUUGUCACAGUCUCUUUUGAGACUUUGAGAACAUUGCUAGCACUUGGAUAUCAUGUUUCCAUGGAGAUCAAGGAACAAAAGACAAACAGAAUGAAGACAAUCAAGUUAGGAAACAACUACUUGCAAGGGAAUGGCUAUAAGCCGUCUCCUCUAGACCUGUCAGGUAUUGAACUGGACGAGAAAAUGAAUGAACUUGUUGAACUCCUGGCAGAGAAUACUCACAAUGUCUGGGCUAAAGACAGGAUCAAACAUGGUUGGACAUACGGUCUCUAUGAGGAUUCUGUGAACAAGAGAAGUCCACAUCUAGUGCCUUACAACAAAGUUGAGGAACAUAUCAAGAGGGCUAAUAGGGAUUCUGCUGCUCAAACUGUCAAGACAAUUUUGGCAUAUGGUUACACCUUGGAGCCUCCCACUAGCGAGCUGGGGGAAACAUCUGGGCAUCUGUCAGGAAGCAAACUAGAAAACCAUUUGGUUAUCCAUGGCUUAGCUAAAGCUGACAAGACAAGAGAAGAAAUCCUGAAGAAAACGCGUACAUACAGAGCACAGCUUAACAAUGCUGUGAAUACUGGGAAAUGGUACUAUGAGGUAGAGGUCAUGACCCCUGGGUAUGUCAAGGUCGGCUGGGCACAGGAGACAGCAGAUCCCUCCACUGAAAUCGGUCUGGAUGGUCGCUCAUUUGCUUUUGAUGGACUCUGUGGUCGUAAAUGGAACAUGGGUGCUGAGUUUUAUGGAAAGACCUGGCAGACGGGAGAUGUUGUUGGAUGUAUGCUUGAUCUUCAUGACAAAACAAUUACAUUUUCACUGAAUGGAGAGUUAAUGAUGGACUCCCUGGGUCAGGAGAUAGCGUUCAGGAACAUUGAGGUAGAUGUGGCAUAUGUUCCCGCCAUGACUGUAGGAGCAUUCCAACAAAUCAAGUUUAACUUUGGUCAAGAUGUAAACACACUGAAAUACUUCACAUGUUGUGGUCUACAAGAGGGCUAUGAACCAAUAUGUGUGAAUAUGACUCGCCAUAUGACACUAUGGUACACAAGAGAUCAGCCUCAAUUCCAGACUGUCACUAACUCACAUUCAAGUGUAACUGUUGCUAGGAUACCUGGAGGAAUAAAUGUAGCACCUUGCCUGAAGGUAACAUCAAAAACUUUUGGAACAUUAGAAGAUGUUAAACUGGAAUACUUACGUCUUAGUCUACCAGUCAAAUGCAAAGAUGAAUUUAUUCCAAGGAAUAUCAGUGCCCACAUGGCAAUGGAGAGACGAAUGAACCUUGAGAAUAUCCGCCGACAUACAAUGGACAUCGAAGAGGAACAAGAUGGUGGUACAGAUGGUGGGACAGAGAAUUACAGCGACGCCAACAUGAGUGAUGCUUCAAUUGAGAGAGGCAGUAAAGUUAUAGCUGAUGCAUUACGACGCCUUGUAAACAAUGCAAGUAACCAUGAUUACAGUCCAGCGCAUGAUAACACAACUACUACCACCUCUACUAACAAAGACUUGAAAACCUCACCUUCAUCUUCCACUCCUAAAGAUAAAAAAUCUAGAAAUAAAGAAAAUAAAAUCAGUGAUGUUCCGCUGUCUAAGGCUUCUCCAAGCAGCAAAGGGUCACACACGGGUAAUUCUACGUCUGGGACAAGGUCCUCAAAAUCAAGUAAUGAUGACGACCUCUCUCUGGCAGGAAUGAGUCAUAGUUUUACCGAUGACACCAUUGACAGUCGUCGCACCAAAUCAAAGACAAAAUCUCUGAACCGCGGUCAUUCCCUUGAAGAUAAUGUUCCGGAUGGAGGUGGUCCUCGGUUAAAGGCAGCUGCUAGUGAGUCGAUGCUUGCAGGAGAUCAUAAUACUCUCGGUUUACCUGUAGAUGGUAGAAAAUCAUCGUCAAAGUUAUCUCUCCUUGGAGAAAAGAUGAGUGACGCUGCAAGACUUUUAGCAGAAAAAGGUUCAAAGAAAAGUAAAACACCAUUUACAAUCUUUAAGAAGAAACCGUCAAGAGAUCCGUCACCAAAUGACAAGAGCAGAACAAGAAGUCAAGAAUAUGGAAGUCUGGAUAGAAAUAAAGUGGGCAGAUCAGGUGCGGGACGAUCACCAAACAGAACUAGUACAUUACCUCUCACUCGUAUCAGUGAUGAUGCUGAUGGUAACGGAACUGUUGGAGCACCUAUGAUAAAUAUGGAAGCUCCGAGAGGCAUGAUCCCGUAUGAAUUUCAAGAAUCUAUGGGUAGGCGUGAAUUUGGCAGUGAUGGUUCUGAUCCUGAUUUGACUGAAACUGAUCUUAUGGAAAUGAAUGCUUGGGCAGAACAUGUGGAUGAAUAUUACUAUUCAGUUAGAAUAUUCCCAGGCCAGGAUCCAGGCCAGGUGUUUGUAGGCUGGAUGACUCCUGGCUUUCACUCUAUGGACAAUCAAUUUGAUACAAAGAAAGUAAGGCACACAGUUGUGUCAGUCCUUGAUGAGGAAUACAGAAUCAGAUCAAGUGUUGGCCGUAAGAACUGUUACAUGGUGUGCGCAGGAGACUUGCAGCAGCGUUAUGGUGGUGGGGAUAGCCAGGAUGUCUCCUCUAAACGAACUUCACCUGGACUUCUCAUUGGCUGUACCAUUGACACUGCAACAGGUGUGCUAGGGUUCUCUGUGAAUGGCAAAGAAGUGGCUAACAAAUUUCAGGUUGAACCGGGAACCAAAUUAUUCCCAGCUGUUGUUUGUGAACCAACAAUUAAGGAGAUGCUGCAGUUUGAACUCGGCUCCACCAAGAAUGCCUUGCCAUUGUCAGCAGCAGUAUUUAGAGGCCCAAAGAGUGUUGUUCCAUCAUGUCCACCGAGGUUAGAUGUUCAAGCCUUGAUACCAAGUUGCUGGUCAAGAGUGCCACAGAAUACAACUUAUGUAAUGUCUCUUAAACUAUCUGAUACCAGAGGCUGGAGUAUGCUCAAUGAAAAACCAGUACCAAUCAUGUCUGUGUAUAUACCAGAAGAAGACAGGUCCAUGGAUAUCCUUGAUCUUAUAGAAUAUCCACAUCUACUCAAUUUCCAUGCAGUGACAUUAGAGUUGUAUCAGGCUGUCUGUUCCCAUGGUAACCACAAUGUUGCCAAUAUACUGACAGGUCAUGUUGACAACCUACAACUCAUGUAUUGUCUACAGAGUGAAUACUUGUCAGGUCCUCUGAGAGCUGGUUUCCACAACUUACUAAUUGCCAUGCAUCUUGACUCUCACACCAGAGGAAGGCAAUCUACAGAAAGGGAGUUUAUUAUUCCACUAACAAAAUCCAUGCAAGAUUUGAGUUUGUACAGACAGUUGAGUCCUAACAGUUAUAGUUUCAAGAUAAAACACACCAUACCAAACAUGGACGCUAGUGUCUCCAUUAGACCGAAACUCUGUCUCCUCAAGAAAGAUAUUGAAGCAAGGAAUGAGACCAAGAAUAGAGCAGAAACAUCACCAUUUUUCCCGAUGGAUCGUUUAAAGAUGCACAUGAUGCAGGCUCUAACAGAUGCUGUAGAGAAAGGUGCUGCACAUAUCAGAGAUCCAAUAGGUGGCAGUAAUGCUAACCUCUUUGUACCAUUACUGAAGACCAUAGAUAACCUGUUGGUGAUGGGAUUACUCACAGAUGAUGACAUGCAUCAGUUAUUGUUCCUCAUUGAUCCAGAAACUUUUGAUGAAGUCACUUACAGAGAUAAGAAGAAAGGUAAUGGACUUCUGCACAUGAAGCUAGAUGAACCUGUCAAACUUGAGGUAUGUCGCAUCUUGCAGCAUUUAUGUGACCUCCAGCUUAGACACAGGAUUGAGUCUAUCAUUGCUUUCUCUGGAGAUUUUGUUGGUUCUUGUCAAAAUGAUCAGCUGAGACGUUAUGUUGAGAUUAAACAAGCAAAUCUUCCUUCAUCUGUUACUGCCAGGAAGACCAGAGAAUUUAGAUGUCCUCCUCAUGAACAAAUGAGAAACCUUCUCAGCUUCAAAAGUGAUGAGGAUGAACUCUUCCACAAUUGCCCAUGUCGGGAAGAUAUCCGAGAAAUUCUGUGGAAUUUCCAUCGUAAUCUGCUCAAACAUUGUUCCAUGCCAACAGCCAUAGGUGAAGAACUAGAAAAACCUGAGGAAGUUGAGAUAGAACCAGAACCUGUGUCGUUUGCUGAUAAGUUGAAAGAGCUGGUUUGGAAAACUAAAGUAGAGGAAAAACAAGAAUCUGGUCCAAUACGUGAAUCCAGAAUAGAUUCUCUGCAGAAGCUCAUACAGAAAACAAUGGUAAUGUGGGCCGAGGAAUCGUUUAUUACCUCCCCUGACCUGGUGCGAGAAAUGUUCAGUCUUCUUCAUCGCCAAUACAACGGCAUAGGAGAGUUACUGGAAGGUUUAGAGAAGGCAUAUGUGAUCAGUAGUUCUAGUGAAGAUGACAUCAAUAAUCUGUUGAAGGCUCUAGGAAACAUCCGCUCACUGUUACUGGUACAAGCAGGACCUGAUGAAGAGGAACUUAUGAAGAACAGUCUCAAGGACUUGAUGGAUAACAAGGUAUUCUUCCAGCAUCCUGAUUUAAUGAGAGCCCUGUGUCUACAUGAGACUGUCAUGCAACUCAUGGUGAACACACUCAACAAGGCCCAGCAACAACAGUCAGCUGCUGGUGGCGAUCUUAACGUCAGUAACCAACGGAGACAGUCAACAGUGCCCCCUGGUGCCAUGGACAGCGGUCUAGGAGAAUCUAGCAAGGAUGCGGCAGCUGAGAUGGUUGUAAUGUGCUGUAGAUUCUUGUGUUAUUUCUGCCGAACCAGCGGCCAGAACCAGAGAGCUAUGUUUGAACAUCUUAGUUAUCUCCUUGACAACAGUAGUAUGUUAUUAGCUCGACCAUCCCUAAGAGGGUCCUGCCCCUUGGAUGUUGCCUACUCAUCCCUCAUGGACAACAAUGAGCUGGCCCUGGCAUUGAGGGAGUCCCACUUGGAGAAGAUUGCCAUGUAUUUAUCAAGAUGUGGUCUACAAUCUAACUCUGAACUACUAGAGAAAGGCUAUCCUGAUAUAGGCUGGGACCCAGUGGAAGGGGAAAGAUACCUGGAUUUCUUCAGAUUCUGUGUCUGGGUCAAUGGCGAGACAGUAGAAGAAAAUGCCAACCUAGUUGUACGUCUGCUGAUCCGACGUCCUGAAUGUCUCGGUCCAGCUCUGAGAGGUGAAGGUGGAGGUCUACUGAAGGCGAUGAAGGAUGGUAUAAAGAUGUCUGAACAGAUUGCUGCAGCACGUGAUGGCGCCUCCUGUAUGUUCCUCUCUGCCAUGAAUGAUGAUGAUGAUUCUGAUGGGAAAUAUCUCUUCCAGAGCAAGUUUGAUUUCUCCACAUUACCACCGGAGGAUGAUGAAGACUAUGUAGAUAUGGGCGGAGCUAUCCUCAACUUUUACGCCAGUCUGGUCGACCUGCUGGGACGUUGUGCACCAGACACGGAAUCAAUCAAGGCUGGUCGCAGUGAUGCUCUGAGAGCGAGAGCUAUUCUGAGAUCUCUGGUGUCCAUGGAAGAUCUGGAAGGAGUGCUUGGUCUUAGAUUCAUACUCCCAAUAGGAGGGGAAGGAGAUGGUGCCAUGCCUCCUGGACUGCUUCCACUACACAAGGCAUCAAUUGUCAUGUUCCUUGAGAGAGUUUAUGGAAUUGAAGACCAGUCCACAUUCUUCCGUCUGCUUGAAGAUUGUAUUCUGUCUGAUCUUAGAGCUGCAACAACACUUGACAUGGCUGCGUCUUCUGAGAGUGACAUGACCUUGGCAUUGAACCGAUACCUGUGCGGCUCUGUACUUCCCUUGCUUACAAGUCACAGUCAUUUCUUCAUGGAUGCUGACCAUGUUUCUUCAUUGCUUGAGUCUACAUUAAACACUGUGUACAGAAUGUCCAAGUGUAACUCCCUAACCAAGAACCAGAGAGAAAUGGUGUCUGAUUUCCUUGUUGCUUUCACCAAUCAGCUGAGACCCCCCAUGAUGUCUAAACUGCUCAAGAAGAUGGCAGUUGAUGUUCCUGCUCUCAAUGAGAAUACAGUGGUACCCUUGAGGGUACUGACAGCAUAUUACGAGAGAUGUGGACGUUAUUACAGUCAUGGUGGGUGGGGAUCAUUUGGUGGUGCCAGUGACGAGGAGAAAAGAUUGACCAUGAUGCUCUUCUCAGGAAUCUUUGAUUCACUUUCUAAGAGGGCUUAUGAUCCAGAGUUGUUCUCGAAAGCACUUCCAUGCUUAUCAGCGAUUGGCUGUGCCCUAUCACCUGACUAUACACUAACCAGUCAUGAUGACAGCUGGUUUAAUAGGGCAAUAGCAGAAUCUGAAGGGGUAUACAAUCCCAGUCCAAUGGACACAUCAAGGGUGCACUUGAACCAGUCUCUAGAAACUGCCAGCCUUAAAUUUGCUGAACAUUUCCAUGACAACUGGGCUUUGAAGAAGCAUGAUGAAGGAUGGGUGUUUGGUAACAACUUUGAUGAUGACAGGAAGUUACAUCCGGUGCUGAAACCUUACAACCUUCUUGGAGAAAGGGAGAAAGGAAAGUACCUACAGCCAGUGUUAGACUCUAUGAGAACUAUUAUUGCCUGGGGAUGGUCCCUAGAACAAGAUCAGGCCAGGCUCACAGCUAACAGAGAAAGCAUGAAGAGAAGAACCUCAAAGGAUGCUUAUGACCAUGGAUACAGUCCGCGACCUUAUGACCUCAGGAAUAUGACCUUGACCCGUGAAAUGCAAACAUUAGCUGAGAAAUUGGCUGAGAAUUCACAUGACUUGUGGGCAAAGAGGAAAAAAAUGGAACUUGAAGAAAUUGGUGGCGGUGUACAUCCACAACUUGUACCAUAUGAUGUCCUCACUGAGAAAGAGAAGAAAAAAGACAGAGAACAUGCACAAGAACUUCUUAAAUUCCUACAAUUUCUUGGAUUUAGGAUACACAGCGGUGACCUCAACCUGGAGAAGAACCAACGUAAGAAAUCUGCUUCUAGACCGACUAAGGAUUCCGAGGGUGAGAGCGGGGUGAACGUGACGGCAAUGGAGAAGAGGUUUGCGUACAGUUUGUUAGAGAAGCUCCUAGAAUACUUUGAUAAAGCAUCUCUCAGUAUGACACAAACACGACCCAGCUCAAAAUACUCUAGGCGGGGAAGCUAUGCUACAGCUACAGAAGAUGUGAAAUUCUUUGGAAAGGUUGUGUUACCAUUUGUUGAGAAAUAUUUCCGUGCACAUAGAGAGUAUUUUGUUGGAGGUCCAAAUGCUCCCAACACUAGCUCCAUGGCUUCUGUGAAGGAGAAAGAAAUGACAGCUAGUUUGUUCUCCAAGUUGACCUUCACCUUGCGUACAAAAUUGAUGGCAUUUGGUCAUGAUGUGAACAUUUCUGUAAGAUGUCUACAAGUUCUCAUUCAAGCUGUUGAUGCCAGAACUGUGGUAAAGAACAGUCCAGAGAUUGUGAGAUCUUCUCUUCUACCAUUUUUCAACAACGCAGCAGACGACCUUGCCAAUCUUGUUGAUAAUCUUCAGAAAGGUCGCUUCAGUCACGUUAAGGGCACAAUCACACGUGGUGCCACCAGUCUGAACUACGUACACAUGGUGCUUCUACCUGUACUGUCCUCACUGUUUGACCAUAUUGGCAGGAACAAGUUUGGACCGGAUCUGAUUGUACAAGACAUCCAGAUGGCGUGCUACAGAAUUCUUAAUUCUCUCUAUAUCCUGGGAACCAGUAGUUCAAAGUUCAUGAACAGGGAGACCAUUGCUUCUGAACUAUCCAGGCAUAGACCAGCACUGGGAGAAUGUUUGAGCUCAUUUGCUGGUUGUUUCCCAGUAGCGUUCCUGGAACCCGGCCUCAACAAGUACAACAAAUACUCUAUUCUGUUCGGUCUGGAAGGCAAAAUCUCCGAACACUCACUUGAAGCCCAAGAGGUGAUGGACCUGUUAGCGGACACAUUACCUCCCCUUGAGAAGAUCCGUGAUGAGAUUGAUCAUCUAGCUGAAUCUGGAGGAAAAUAUGUGGAGGCGCCACAUGUCAUUGAGGUUACCUUACCUAUGCUCUGCAGCUACCUGCCAUACUGGCUUCAAAAUGGACCUGCAAUUCAAGGGAACCACCCAUGUACAACAGUGACUGUAGAUUUAAUGAACACUGUGUUAGGCAACGUCCUCAGGUUGAUCUACAAUAAUAUAGGAGCUGAAGAUGCCCCAUGGAUGAACAGGAUUGCUUCGAGAGUACAGCCAAUUAUUGGCAGUUCCCAUCCUGACAUGAUAUCAGAUCAUUUCCUGCCAAUAGCGAAGAAGAUUCGAGACAAUGCCAUGAUUGUAGAACAGAAAGAGAAACAGCUUGCCUUGAGUAAAAUGCAUCAACAACAUUUAGAUGAUGAUUCUGAUAUGGAAGCUGAUGUCCAACUGGCUUUUGGUAUUCUGGUACGAGACAUCUACGCCUUUUACCCAUUGCUCAUCAAGUAUGUAGACCUACACAGAUCCACUUGGCUAAAGAACCCUACCAGUGCAGCAGAGGCUUUGUUCACCUUGAUAGCUGAUAUCUUCCUGCUCUGGUCCAAAUCUAUUUUGUAUAAGAGGGAGGAGCAGAAUUUUGUGUUAUCCAAUGAGAUUGACAACAUGGCUUUGAUCAUGCCCAGUCAGACUAAACCAGUAAAUGUUGCUCUGAUCGACCCUGCCACUGAGACCAAGGCUCCAAUGGGAGGAAAGAAACGUGAGAAGAAAAGAUUAGAGCCUCACAACAGUUUGAAUGUUGCCUGUCUGAAACGCUUACUUCCCAUUGGUCUAAGUUUCUUCAGUGGGCGGGAACAAGAACUUCUUCAGAUGGUCAAACAGAAACUUAUUGGUGACCAUGAUGCAGAUCUGGAAGACUUUUUGAUAAAAACACUUGAGGCAGAAGAAGGGCCCAUAGAUGACAAGAUCAAAUGGCAGAAGGUUUUGUACCACAAAAUUGGUUCUGGAACAAGCUCGAACCUGGAUCAGCAGAGGGUCAUAGACCGUAUUAUAUCCAUGGCCAAGGUUAUGCAUGGGCUUCACAUGGUAGAACAUCCGGCUGCCCAUCACAAGAAUGUUUGGCGUAAAGUUGUAUCCACACAGAGGAAGAGAGCUGUCAUGGCUUGCUUUAGAAUGAUUCCACUCCAUAACUUACCCAAACAUAGAGCAAUCAACUUGUUUUUGAAGUGUUACAGAUUUCAAUGGUUAGACAACGAGGAAUAUGAGAAAAAGAUACUUAUUGAUGAUCUCACUAGGUCAGAUGAGUCGGAAGAAGAAGCUGCGGAGAAGAAAGAAGAGGAAGAAGAGAAGCCUGACCCACUUAAACAGCUGAUCACUUGUCUGUCACGUGCCGCAACCAAAGAGCAACAGAGUAGCAUGCCAGAAGAUCCUAUCUAUAUAUCAUAUGCUCAGAUCAUGAGUCAGAGUUGUAGUGGUGCGGAUGAUGAUGACGAUGAUGAUGGUGGGGAUGAAGAUGGCCCUGGCUCAUCUUUCCAGGAACAAGAGAUGGAGAAACAACAGCUAUUGUCAGAGCAAGCUCGGCUGGCAGACAGAGGGGCGGCAGAAAUGGUUCUCCUUUAUAUAAGUGCUAGCAGAGGUUGUGUAGGUCCUAUGAUAUCUGACACUAUAGAAGCAGGUAUUUCUCUGCUUAGAGGAGGUAACAUUGAUGUACAAAAGAGAAUGUUGAAACAUCUAAAAGACAAGAAAGAUGUAGGAUUCUUUACCUCAGUUGCUGGGCUUAUGCAGCAGUGCAGUGUGCUGGACCUGGAUGCAUUUGAGAGAACCAACAAGGCUGAAGGUCUGGGUAUGAGCCCUGACUCGUCACCAGGAGAGAAGAACCUCCAUGAUGCCGAGUUUAUCUGUAAACUCUUCAGGUUCCUACAGUUGCUCUGUGAAGGUCACAAUCUUGAGUUCCAGAAUUAUUUACGUACCCAGGCUGGUAACAACACCACAGUGAAUAUUGUUAUCAGCACUGUAGACUACCUGCUUAGAUUACAGGAAUCAAUAAUGGACUUUUACUGGCAUUACUCUGGUAAAGACACUAUAGAUGCUGCUGGCAAGGAGAACUUCUGUCGUGCUAUCAUGGUCUCCAAACAAGUCUUGGCCUCACUAACUGAAUAUGUACAGGGUCCUUGCUCCCAGAAUCAGCUGACAUUGGCACACAGUAGGUUGUGGGAUGCUGUGGGAGGUUUCCUAUAUAUCUUUGCUCACAUGCAAGAGAAACUUUCUAGGGAUGCAGACCAGUUAGAGUUACUGAGAGAGUUUAUGAAACUACAAAAAGAGAUGAUGAUUAUGUUACUCUCCAUGUUAGAAGGUAAUGUAAUGAAUGGACCCAUUGGUAAACAGAUGGUAGAUACAUUGGUAGAAUCAUCCAGCAAUGUUGAGAUGAUCUUGAAGUUCUUUGAUAUUUUCCUGAAAAUGAAAGACCUUACAACAUCAGAAGCUUUCCUGGAAUUUGACUCAAAUGGUGAUGGUUGUAUUUCUACUAAAGAGUUUAGAAAUGCUCUACAGUCCCAAAAAAAUGUCUUCACGCAGGAGGAGAUAGAGUACAUCAUGAUGUGUGUGGAUGCCAAUCAAGAUGGUAAAGUUGACUUUAAUGAGUUCACAGACAGGUUCCAUAACCCUGCCAAGGAUAUCGGUUUCACCAUGGCUGUACUGCUGACCAACUUGUCCGAACAUAUGCCAAAUGACCCCAGAUUGGAAAGGUUCUUGGAGAAGGCCCGUUGUGUAUUGGACUACUUCCAGCCAUAUUUGGGCAGGAUUGAGAUUAUGGGCGGAGCUAACAGGAUAGAAAGGGUCUAUUUUGAGAUCAAACAGUCACACAUUGAUCAAUGGGAGAAACCUCAGAUCAAGGAAUCUAAGAGAUCAUUCUUACACAGUGUAGUGAAUGAAGGAGGUGAUAAAGAGAAACUUGAGAGUUUUGUGAAUUUCUGUGAGGACACCAUCUUUGAGAUGCAGCAUGCCACAAGUAUUAGUGCUGAGGAACAACGUAUUGCUGCCCUCAGGAGUGGUAACCUUGGAGACUCAAGAGGAGGUGUUCUUGAACCAGUGAAAAUGGGAUACAAUUUUGUGAAGGAAGGAUUUGGAUCAUUCUUGUCGCUGUUUACGAUGUCCAAUUUACGCACAUCGUACAGGACCUUCCGCAAGAUGACUUACUGGCAAUUGUUUGUAGCUUUCAUUAAGCUCAACUUCAAAAUUGCCUUCAUGUUACUGACUGUCCUCUUCCAUAUUGUUUGGACACUUUGUAGAUUUGUAAUAAAUAUGAUGAUGGGUGAGCGUGACGAGGGCGAUGUUGGCGAAGUUCCUGUUGGGCCCCUGGCCCUGCCUGGCCCGUCAACACCUGGAGAAAUAAAGAAACCUCUAGUAGCCCCGAUGGAGAUAGAAACCGCUGAUCCCGUUGUCAAUAUAGCUUUCGGAGUGGCCAUAACAAAAGAAGAAAAGGAAGAGGGCGCAACGAUCUCGCUUGCGGACGCUAAACCACCAAUGUCGACCCAGUCUAGCAUGGAUAUGAGUGAUGAUUUAGCAACACAAGAUUAUGUAGACCAGUCUACAACCUCUAACACUCAACCUGCUACAAUCAUGGGAGACAAGAGGCCAUUAGAGCCAGAACCUAUCAAACAAACUACAUAUGGUCCACAACAAAUUGGACCAGCAGUUGCACCAACCAGUGGUCAGUCUGGUACAGAAUCAGAAGAUGACCUACCAUAUGAAACCAAGAGUUUUGACUAUGGAAAAUACAUAUUGGUCACAUUGAACAGUAUAGGGAGUUUGUUUGCACGUAACUUCUACAACUUCAAGUACCUGGCUCUGUUACUGGCUUUCUUGAUUAACUUCAUGUUGCUCUUCUACAAGGUUUCGAGACUUACCGGAGAAUUAAUUGGAGAUGACGGUGCACCUGAUGUAGACACAGCAAUGAACAUGACCGAAACCGGUGGUGAAGAAGAAGAAGAGGACGUAGAAGAGCUUGUUUCGAUGUCAGAAUCCAGUUACUAUCUUGAACACAUACUUCGUUUUCUUGCCAUCUGCCACUCUCUAGCCGGUUUCUCCAUGUUGGUCGCAUACUACUGUCUCAAAGUGCCGCUUGUUAUCUUCAAACGUGAAAAAGAGAUAGCACGUAAGCUCGAGUUUGACGGACUGUGGAUUGCAGAACAACCAGGAGAAGAUGAUCUGAAAUCACACUGGGAUAAACUUGUGCUGAGUACAUCAUCCUUCCCUGAUAGCUACUGGGACAAGUUUGUCAAGAAAAAGGUCCGAAAUCGCUACGCGGAGCAAUAUGAAUAUGAAGCCAUCAGUAACUUGCUGGGUAUGGAGAAAAGUGACACUAUCACAAUAGACAAGGACGAGGGCAGUGGUGUAAUUAAAUAUUUAGCCUCAGUAGAUUGGCAAUACCAGAUCUGGAAGUGGGGAGUUAUCUUUACAGAUAAUUCAUUCCUGUAUAUAGCAUGGUACUUCACCUGGUCAUGUCUGGGUAAUCUGAAUUACUUCUUCUUUGCUGCUCACUUACUGGACGUGGCUGUCAGUUUCAACACCCUGAGAACUAUCUUACAAUCUGUCACACAUAAUGGGAAACAGCUUGUAUUGACAGUGAUGUUGCUCAGUAUUAUUGUGUAUAUCUACACUGUGAUAGCCUUCAAUUUCUUCCGCAAGUUUUACGUGAAAGAGGAAGAUGGUUCUGUAGACUACAAAUGCCAUGAUAUGUUAACUUGUUUUGUGUACCAUUUACACACUGGUGUAAGAGCAGGAGGUGGUAUAGGUGACGAGAUCGAGCCUGCGGAUGGCGACGCCUAUGAGAUUUACAGAAUACUCUUUGAUAUUAGUUUCUUCUUCUUCGUUAUAGUUAUACUGCUGGCUAUCAUUCAGGGUUUGAUCAUUGAUGCAUUUGGUGAGUUGAGAGAUCAAUUAGAACAGGUGAAAGAGGACAUGGAGUCAAAAUGUUUCAUCUGUGGUAUAGGCAAAGAAUAUUUUGAUAAAGUGCCGCAUGGGUUUGAGACCCAUACUACGAAUGAGCACAACUUUGCCAACUAUAUGUUCUUCCUUAUGCAUCUAAUUAAUAAACCGGACACGGAGUACACUGGUCAAGAGACGUACGUCUGGGAACUUUAUCAACAAAGAUGCUGGGACUUCUUCCCGGUCGGAGACUGCUUCCGUAAACAGUAUGAAGAUGAAAUAGGCGGAGCACAAAAAUCCUGAGAUUUCCACAAAUAAUGACUUUACAUACAAAAUUACUGCUUUAUAAAGCAAUCGGAUUAUAUUAUGAGAUUAUAUUUUACAUCAGCAACAUUUUGAGUUGUCGGAGUUUGAUUGUAGAAAUCAAAAGAAGUGGUGAUAACUUUUGAACAGAGUGAAAAGGCGAGAUAUUGUGAUAUGAUGGAAAUAGUACGUUUUGAAAUAGUGCUACUGUUUAAUUGAAAAAUGAUGACUUUUUUACAUUAAGAGAUAAUUGUAAUAAAAAUAGUGGGAAAAAACAAGAAGGCUGUGUAAUGAAGCUAGUCAACCAGAACAACUGAAUUAUUACAUUUAUAAGUAAAGGAUGAAUGGUGGCUUUUAUGAAAAAUUUUGAAUGAAUUUUGCUUAUAAAAUUGUGAAGAUUCUGGUGGGAUCAGCCACUUUAAUUUGUUGCAAGUUGGUUGACUAUGCACAAUAUUGCCGCGACUUCCUUCAAAUAGCAAUAGAGAAUUAAAUCUACCUAUAUAACAGUGUAACAUAUUGUUUAAAUUAUUCAAUUUAUUAUUUUAAAAUCUCAUCAAAGAUACAAUCUUGAUUCAUAUUUAUAUUAAUAAAAAAAUUGUUGCUUUUUCGAAACGUUUGUACCUCUUUUUUUCUCAUGUUUUCCAUGCUUUAUAAGAUUUUUUUCAUUAUAAUAUUUGGUCAUGUGCAAUAGAUAAUCAGAAAUUUCUUUUAUAACCUUUCUAGUAUUCCGUAGUUGUUUGAUAGUGUUUCUGAGAAAAUAUUUGUUAAAGGUGAUUAUUUUAUUUGUUUUAAACCCUAUUUAUUAUUUACAUAUUUAUCAUAGUUGAAAAGUAGCAUACUUAACUUAUUCCAGUAUUACAUUAUUUGGAUGUAGAUGUAUUUAUUAUUUUUGUUUGUAGAUUUCUUUUUUAUUUUUGAACAUUUUAAGAACAAAAAAAAUCAUUUUGUUAGAAUUCAUUUAUGUGUUUUCAUCAGUUUUAGAAAAUGAUUCUGAAGAGAUGUAGUCUUGGAAACUGGUGCUACAGUAAGAUAUAUUUAUUGAAAAGUUCAUGUUUUUUAACCUUAAGGAAAUCAUGUUGUUGGUUUAUUUUGGUUCAAGUACUUUUGAAUUUUAUUUUUUUGGCUUGCCUCCAGUGCAAUAUUUACAGACACACCAUCUGUUAAUUUUUAGGGUAGAGAAAUUUGUUGUAGUUUUUACUGUGGAUUGUAACUCCAUUCUUAACGAAACAUUUUACACACCUUGUUAUUUCGGAAUGUUUUUAGAAGUUAAAAACUUCAUGUUUUUAAUAAAACCACCAUAACAUUA